AUGUCUCCGAUCUACCCUUACGAGCAUAACCUUGGCUCACCAUCUGAUGAUGGCGCUCAGCUACGCUCUCGAAUUGGAGUCAAUCCGCGUUCAAAUGCGCCUUCCGCUGAGUUCACUCGACCACACAUUGACGCAGACCUACGCGGUCCUUCUUCAUCGCCCUUCUCUCCCUUCCCUUCUCUGCCAGCUCUGAACAGCCAAGUCCGCAGCUAUUCCCCGCUGCAGCAGUCGCUCGAAUCGCGCUACUCACCUCCAAACCUGUCAGCUGUCUCCAGCUCCAUAACCCAACCUGUAACGCCACCUUUCCAGAGGCCAAGUCGUCCACCGCCGGAGUUGUCAGACAAUGUGUCAACCAGACUGGGGGGUACCAAGGAGCGAAACCACGAUAACGUUAGCCAUCUCCAGGACCGCAACAUGCCUGGACUACCUUUCGAAGAUGACGAGGGUGUUGGUGCUGGCAGUUACGACUAUGGAAAGGGACUUACCAUGUAUGAAGGCAUUCCACUAGACGACCGGGAUCUUCGCAGGGUUGCAGAUACUCCCACGCGAAAGCACAGUGUAUCAGCACGGGACUACAAGGCGCAUAAAGAAGCAUCUGCUGUCAAUCGUCUACAAUUCGACUGGCUUGAUGAUGUGAACGAGACUCCGCCAGUGACAGACGACGCUUCAGAUGUGAUGAAUACUCCAAUUGAUGGGGGAGAGGGCUUUGUGGUCCCGCGUUUCAAGGACGUCGAGUCUAUGGAUCCAGAGGAGUUGGACGAUCUCAUGGAGGCAAUGUUUGAUCCUGACUUCCCGCCUGACCAUCCCGCCUCUCCCCACCUCUUUCGCCGGUCACCCUCUGAGUCAGGCCGACCCCCAGGCCGACCCAUAUCACGGUUUGCCAGUCCUAGCGCAAGCUGCGUCUCUGGUAGUGCUCAUGUUCAGUUUGCGGCGAACGCAUCCGUCCAAGACACACCUUUCGCCAAGACACUGAAGUACUUCAAGCAGUUCAAAGAUAAGGAGAACACACCCUCAAAGUCUCGUCGCAAUGCGUCGCUACCGGAAGAAAUCGCCGAGCUCGCGAAGGAAGCACAGCAGGAAGGCGUCGAGGACGAGAAGGUAAUGUGGGACAAAUAUAGGGAGAUCGACCUUGCGCCCAUGGAUCCGAUCACGGACGAUGAGAUGGAUGUGGACUUGAUCACAGGUACUUCGACGCGGAAGACAGCCGCUGCUGUUGGAGAGGACCUUGAUUUACACCGUCGUUCCGGAGCGAUUUGCAUAAGGCCCAAGACGCGCGCCUUCCUUGGGGAUGACAAGAACGGCGAACAGACAUCUGCGUCACUUGGCUUGAACGACAAGGUGAUCGAAGGAUAUGCUAACGAGACGGGUCCAAUGUAUCUAGUCGACAUACCCGGACACUUCGGCGACGCCUUUCACCUACAAUUUCGAAGCAGAGCCUCCGUGGAGCUGAUCGCGACCUUCCUGCGCGAGCGCGGUGAGGCACUGGAUGCCAGCAGAGCCGACAUUGACCGCUUGGUUGAGAGCUUCCAUGAGUGCCCAAGUAAAUUCAAGAUCUCGGGUCCCUCCGACUCAGCGUCGUCCUACAGUGAUGAUGGGUGCUUUGAUUUGAAAUCUCGGGACAAUGAGCAGGGCCCAAAAGCUAGCUCUGCCAGUACCAAUGACAGGAAUUAUGUUCGUACGACAGGAGAUCACUCGCACGAGAAGCAGAUGAUUCUCUACCAAGAGGAUCCUGUGUUCGUGAAGAUCAUUGGUAUGCUCCCCGAGGCUGCGUUCUGGGUCGUCGCGCGGCCGAUCGCGCAUUACUCCAGCAAAGUUUUGGACGCAGCCAGUAGAACGUUCGAUACGGCGUUGCACAAGCUUACCGGUCUGUCUUUGGACGAGUCGCGUGCGUCUGAGUAA
This is a messenger RNA of Didymosphaeria variabile, 1899 nucleotides long. RefSeq lists its product as uncharacterized. NCBI's taxonomy places the organism in Eukaryota, Fungi, Ascomycota, Dothideomycetes, Pleosporales, Didymosphaeriaceae. Bases 1 to 1899 code for a protein of 632 amino acids. The transcript is spliced from 3 exons. The record is from RefSeq and is a predicted model, not a curated record.